This is a messenger RNA of Amoebophrya sp. A120, 2106 nucleotides long. Lineage: Eukaryota; Dinophyceae; Syndiniales; Amoebophryaceae. The record is from the annotation of a GenBank genome assembly.
AUCACCUGGUAGUCGGUCUAGAAGUACUUCGCUUGACCUGUCUGGAAGCGAAAAUGCAGCGGUGGUGACAGGAGACCACGCUGCGUUUAUUUCUACUUCGCAAGCACAGUACCACGACAGCGAAUUUUCUGAACUUCAAACGCCCGCUCCUCCACCACCUGGAGCGGUUCCGAUUUCACCCUCAGUCGGACUUGCGCCCUCUCCCAAGAGGGGCCAGUGUUGCAGCCCACUGAUUCAACAACAUCCAGAUGCAAGUAGGGGUGUGCUGCAGGAGGAGGCGCCGUUUCAACAGGCGGAGCAACCCGUGACGAGGGGUGAAAAAAUCGACGACGUCCUCGCAACACCACUGCAACAGAGGAGACCAUGCGAUCAGGGAACUCUCUCUCCCCAUGAAGAUGUUCAUACGCGACGUGUAGCGAGCACGCCUCAGACCGAUGAUGUGUCAGGUAAGGAGGAAGUUGGCCCGGCCUGUUCCGGGAUCAGGACCCCGCGUAUCAAAGGUGACACGUGCUCCACCCGAAAGUGUAUAGCUCGAGUUAUGAUGUCGAUAUUCUCACAGCAGGAAAUUUGAAUUUUAUGUUUAACCCUCUGCUCACUAUAACCUCGUGCAGGUUUGGUGGUGAUGAUUAUGAAGAAAUGCAAUUCUGCAUUUUUCACACCAAACCCUCCUUCACCGGAUUCAAAGAUUUACACAAGCGAAAAAAGUCCUAGCAUCUCGACCGUGUUGUUGAGACUGCGUUACCUGAUGAUUAGAACCCUCUGCGCAAUGCCCCGCGCAGGAUAGAUGAUGAUGAUGAUGAUGAUGAUGAUAGGAUUAGGAUCUCAUUGCUCAAAGUACCAUGAUGCAUGAGGUAGGGUGGAGUUGCGCACCACGAUACCGUUCCGUCGUCAAAGCAAUGGAUACAGUCCUCGACGAUUGUUUGAGCAGCCAGAGGACCCAAGGCAGCGCCAGGAGGAGGAGGAAGGCAUCUGGAGUGGACAUCGAGCCGCGGUUGACGACUCCAAGGACGACGAUGAAAUAAAGGACCCCGAUGAGCUUUGGAGCCGGGACAUUAUGCCCAUGGUGCAACAGUUCCGCGCGAGCUUGUUCCAAGACGCAUACGGUCGCUCUUUCCAGCACAGUACGCAAUCACAGACAUACACCCAGCAGGCACAGGCUUGCCUUAUGGAUUGUGCUGAAGCUGAUGCGGAAAAGGAGGCAAGAGAACUGGCUUCAUCCUCGGUAGAACAAUCAGAGAGGCACUCAUCUCUGCUGUCUUCACCUGUGCCGCUGGGAGAAGUUAUGGUGGCGGGGCAGCAAGGGCAAGAAGACGAGCUCGAAGAUGUGAAGUCUGACUCUUCGUGUCCGAGGGAGCUGGAAGACCCGUACUGCCGGAACUUGGGGUCAGUUGCGCGGCCCUGGAGCGAAGAGGACACGUGUUGCCAGCGAGAUCCGUUCCCGCAGAAGGAGAAUAACCCGCGCGACGUCUCAUCUGGGUCGAGCAGUAGCAGCUCGUCGGACGACUGCAGUGGCUCGGACGAAGAGCGGGAUUUGCGCCGAGGCCGACUCUCCGAACGAGAAAUUUUGCAAAGAAGGCAGAGGAGCGGAAUUCCCAUCCGGCGGCUGCCGGACGCACCGGCACGUUCCAUCCUGAAAGAGUGUACUACCACGUCUCCGAGUUGUUCUUUCCCGCACAGUACCUCCAAAAGUACUGUGCGCACCAUCGACAACGACUCGAGCUCUAGCAGAUCGCUUCGCCGCGGCACGGACCACCGCGACCCGGCACUCUCUUCGCCGCGCUCUUCGGAGGAUGGAGAGGCCGUGGGCAUGUCUCUGAGACCGGGGCGCCGCGGCGUCGCAGGAGGAGAGUCUGCUGGUUCCAGUGCGUGUGCCUCUAGCUCUCGUCCCAAACCUGUUUGUGGCAUAAAUGGCCCCGCGGACCAUGAUAGCAUCCCCUCUGGUUUGCCAGGAUCAAUUACGCAUGAUGCUGAUGUUGAUUCGUUCGUCAUUGACAUGCUCGGGGAGCAGUGUGUCGCAGUCGGCGGGGAGGCCCGGCAGCGCAGAACCUUUCGCAACGGAACCAGAAGCAACGACGAUGCGCAAGAGGAAAAGGAAGACUACAUCGC